Molecule: messenger RNA, 2721 nt
Organism: Drosophila virilis
Lineage: Eukaryota; Metazoa; Arthropoda; Insecta; Diptera; Drosophilidae
Source: RefSeq, a predicted model, not a curated record
CAGUUGUUGUUGUUGUUGAUACAACUUAUUUAAAUACAAACAGAAAUCAAAAUGAAUUUUAUUUUUUGUGUAUAUUGCGGUCAACGCUUUCAACAUAAUACAUCCUUAAGACGACAUUUAAGAUGUAAACAUAACAUAAACAAUACGACAGUUGACAAUACACGAUAUUGUGAUUUAUGUGAUGUAUAUGUUGCAACCGUUAAAUGGUCUCACCAUUUACGUACUAACUUACACAAACAGUUAUCUAGUGUUCAUAUAAAUGAUAACUUGAGAUGUAUAAGAAGUGCAUUUAAAAAUCGUAUUGAAGCAUACGUAAUUGAAAAUCCUAACAAAUACUGUUUAAAUAUAACAACAUUUUUCCAAUUGAUCAACAAACAAGUGUAUGAAUUACUAAGAGAUGCUUUACAAAAGCAUAUUAAUAUAAAGUUUAAUUUUGAACUAUACUGCAAUUAUGUGUUAAUCAAAGAAAGUGAAGACUACUAUAAAACGGAUCUAAAAUCACAUCAAACGAAAAUGCAAAUAUUGCAUGCUACAAUGGAUGAUCGCGAGCUGAAUGGGAUAAUUAAUGAACUAUAUGAUUAUAUAAAAAAUGAAAUGAGUGAAUUUCAAGAACGAGACAGCGGUUGGUCUUUAUCUGAAAUAGCACAUUUAGAAGUGAAUAUUAAUAAAUAUCAACCGCUAAAGGGUACAAAUUUCAUUUGUUUACCGCGAAAAAUAAUGAAUAAAAAAGCGUGUGUUAAUGUUCAAAACAAAGAUAUAUAUUGUUUUAAAUGGGCAUUAAUAUCAGUCUUCUUUAAUAACAAUGAUAAUGUUGAGCGUCACUAUCGUGUUUCUUUAUAUAAAAAACAAAUUCAUGACAUUACCGCUGAUAAAAUUAUAAUAAAUAAUAAAACAUUAAAUUUUGUGGGAGUUGAGUUUCCAACACCGGUUACCUCCAUUAAAACAUUUGAAGCUAAUAAUCCUGAAAUAAGUAUAACUGUUUUGGGAUUGGAUGAUGAUGAUUCUACAAUAAUCGGACCUUACUAUUUUACUAAUAAUAAAACUAGUAAAGUAUUACAUCAUAUAUACUUGCUACUUCUCGAAAAGGAGGAUAAAUAUCACUAUGUUUGGAUUAAAAACAUAUCAAGAUUGUUGUGUAAUCAAUUGACAAAAUGUCAUGGGAAAACCUAUUUAUGCAACACAUGUCUACUACAUUUCUGCGAUAUCAACAAACUGGAACGACAUAGGAUUGAAUGCAAUAAAAUAGUUACAGAAAUGCCAGAAAUAAAGGAUUCGGUAUUAAGGUUUAAAAAUUUUAAGAAGCAAAUGAAUGUUCCGUUUGUAGUAUAUGCUGAUUUUGAAUGUAUAUUAGAAGAGUUAGAUAUAAAACAGUCAGAUAAUAUAAGAGUAGUUCAAAAGCAUAUACCCUAUGCAUAUAGCUAUUUUAUAAAAUGUUCAUUUGAUGAUAACUUAAAUAUAUAUAGAAUAUAUCAUGGUGAAGACUGUACAUUGAAUUUUAUACAGAGUUUACACAACGAUUGUAUAAUGUUAUACAAAAAUCAUUUACGUUUAGUUAAACCAGUACAGGCAUUAACAACUGAACAAUUAAAUUCAUUUAAUUCAGAACAAAAUUGUCAUAUAUGUGGAGGUUUAUUUACUGAAAAUGAUAAAGUUUUAGAUCAUUGUCAUUUAAGUGGAAAUUAUCGAGGUGCUGCUCAUAAUGCCUGCAACUUAAAUUAUAAAUUACCUAAUUUUUUCCCCAUAUUUUUUCAUAAUCUCUCAGCAUACGAUUGUCAUUUAUUCGUAAAAGAAUUAUCAAAAAUUGAAGGUGAUGUUAGUGUAAUUCCUCUAAACAAAGAAUUUUAUAUAUCUAUAUCAAAGAAAAUUUUUAUAGGAAAAAAUGAGUUUAUUGAACUUAGAUUUUUAGAUUCAUUUAGAUUUAUGCCAUCAAGUCUAGAUAGCUUAGCAAGUUAUUUAUCAGAUUCAGAUUUAUGUACUGUAAAAUUAUUUUUUGAGAAACCUGAAGAAUUUCAAUUGGUUAAACGUAAAGGUAUAUUUUCCUUACGACUAUUUAAAUUCAAUUAAUCGUCUUGAUGACACACAAUUACCAAAUCGCGAAGAGUUUUACAAUAAAUUAACUGAUAAAUCAUGUUGUGAAGCUAACUAUGAACAUGCACAGAAAGUAUGGAAUGUAUUUGAAUGUGUAAAUUUAUUAGAUUAUUUAUUACUAUAUUUAAAGAUAGAUGUGCUUUUGUUAUGCGAUAUUUUUGAGAAUUUUAGAAAAGUAUGUAAAAAAAUUUAUAAUUUAGAUCCGUGUCAGUACUAUACAACGCCAGGUUUAUCUUGGGACGCAAUGUUAAAGACAACACAAAUAGAAUUAGAACUGUUCACCAACAUUGAUAUGUACAAUUUUAUAAUGAAGGGUAUUAGAGGUGGUCUUGUUCAAUGUAGUAAACGACAUUCAAUUGCAAAUAACAAAUAUUUAAAAGACUAUGAUUGUAGCAAAGAAUCAAAUUAUAUUAUAUAUUUAGAUGUUAAUAAUUUAUAUGGAUACACAAUGUCACAAGCUAUUCCUUAUAAAAGUUUUAAAUGGAUGGAUGAAAAUUUAGAAAACUUUGAAUUAAAAAACAUAUGUGAAGAUUCAUCAAUUGGUUAUAUUUUAGAGGUAGACUUGGAAUAUACAGAAAAUCUUCAUAACAAUCAUAAUGAUUUACCAUUUUGUGCUCAAAACAAAAAAAACGA